CUGCAGCGUGGUCUUGAUCUGACGGCCUGAGAUCGAUUGCUCCUGUCUUCGCCUGUGUGUGUGUGCGGAGCGCUGCUGGUUGAUGAAGUUGUGAACAUCUUCUGAUCAGAGCUGCGACUCUUUCUCCACCUUCUCAGGGGCGUCACGCUCUCGCAGCUGCUCUGAGAGGUGAGCUGUCGCAGAGAAGACUUCAGCUGGACUUCUUUUGUUCCAUCUGUCUGAGUCUCCUCGAGGACACGGCGUCUGUUCCCGUAGUAUUAAAGCAGUAUUAUUAAAACAGUAUUAAAACCCUCUGUGGACGAACAUAAAGGCCACGACACAAUGUCAGCUGCAGCGGAGAGGACUGAGAGGCAGAGAGAGCUGGAGGGGAGUCGACACAACAUCCAGCAGAGAAUCCAGGACAGAGAGGAAGAUGUGAAGCGGCUUCAACAGGAGGUGGAGGCCAUCUCACUGACUGAAACUCAACUGGGUGUUUUACUGCCACAUCCAGAGCCCGGGACCCGAGCAGACUUCUUAAAAUAUUCGCAUGAAGUCACGUUGGAUCCAAACACAGUAAACACACAGCUGUUAUUGUCUGAGGGGAACAGAAAAGCAACUUUAAUGAGAGACGAACAGUUUUAUUCUGAUCACCCAGACAGAUUCAUUCGAUGGCGGCAGGUCCUGAGUAGAGAGAGUCUGACUGGACAUUGUUACUGGGAGGUGGAGUGGAGCAGGAAAAGAGUUAUAAUGGCAGUAACAUACAAGAGUAUCAGCAGAGCAGGCUCCAUGAACGAGUGCGCACUUGGAUUUAACGACAAGUCUUGGGCGUUGGAGUGUAACUGCAGUAAUAGUUAUAAAUUCAGACACAACGGCAUCAAAACUCCCGUCUCAGGUCCUCUGUCCUUCAGACUUGGAGUGUACCUGGACCACAGUGCAGGUAUUCUGUCCUUCUACAGCAUCUCUGACACCAUGACUCUCCUCCACAGAGUCCAGACCACAUUCACUCAGCCGCUCUAUGCUGGACUCUGGUUUAGUGGUUAUAAUGGAGCCACUGCUGAGUUCUGUGAGCUGAAGUAGAUGAGCGAUUGUAAGCUGUUCUUUAUUCUCUGUAUCAGUCAUAACUAACAUGUUAACUCUGUAGAUGUGAUAUUUCUUAUAUAUCCACCAUUGUAGGGUCUAAUCAUGACCAGAUGUGGGCGAGUUACUCAGAUCCUUAACUGAAGAAAAGUCAUCAUAAAGACAAGACAACAAAUGUUUUGCAUGCAAAUUCCUGUUUCAAGCAAAGUACAGAGGUGUUAUCAGUAAAAUAUACUGAAUAAAAGUUCCAUGUCUCCUGCGA
Messenger RNA from Acanthopagrus latus (yellowfin seabream), 1318 nucleotides. Its product is annotated as tripartite motif-containing protein 16-like protein. The record is from RefSeq and is a predicted model, not a curated record. NCBI's taxonomy places the organism in Eukaryota, Metazoa, Chordata, Actinopteri, Spariformes, Sparidae. Gene Ontology annotation, molecular function: protein binding. Bases 322 to 1056 code for a protein of 244 amino acids. The transcript is spliced from 2 exons.